CACACCCCGGCCAUCGCGCUACUCCUCUUCUUUCGGCGUUCCGCGGACUUCCCUCUCGGUGAACCGUGGCUCCUCAGACGCUGGGGCGCCCUCACGAGUCUCAUUCGUCGACGAGUUCCUCCUAUGUGUGUCGAAAUUCACCCGCUUUGCCCGAUAUUUACACAAACUACCCCCUAACACCGGCGCCAUGAUGAGCGCACCCUGCCGUGCUGCCACCUGCACGGCGAAAGCCGGAAGCUGAGACGUUCAGCUGUCAAACAGAAUGUGUGAGGUUAUGUUGCAGUCGAAGUGAAGUAGACGACAACAUCAACAUUCGCCACAAUUCCAAGAGGCGAUUAUCACAGCGUCGAUGUGCUCUUAUCAUGAUAUACUUUGAAAAAUCAGAUAAGUUCAUCGUCCAAAAUGUACGAAGCCUACGAGUGCUCACAACUGUUAAAAUUAAGUGUUCCCAUAGAAUGCAUCGCUGCUUACGAGGACCACUUACUUGUCGGCACAAAAGUUGGACAUCUGCUUAUGUACAGCAUUUCCAGCAGAUACUCUGACAAUAAAAAUGAAGUCCACCUUCUUCGAUACAAUAAGACAUUUAGUAAGAAGCCCAUUCAACAGCUGGCUGUUGUCCAGGAACAUCAACUUUUGAUCAGUUUGACAGACAAUGUUGUGUGUGUCCACGAUAUGGCCAUUAUUAAUUUUCCUACCCUAUGUGUUGUUUCUGAAACCAGAGGUGCCACACUUUUUUCAGUAGACAUAAAGAAAACAGUAACUCAAACUGGAGAAAAAUCUGUGAUAGUAAGAAUGUGUGUGGCAGUGAAGAGAAAGCUGCUGAUUUUCUAUUGGAAAAAUGGAACAUUUCAUUCUCUAAUGGAGGAGAUUUCUAUGCCUGAUACACCCAAAGCUUUGGCAUGGAUUGAAGAAACCAUAUGUGUUGGAUUCAAAGGUGAUAGUGUUUAUAUGUUGUACCAUCUGAACAAAGAUAGCAAAAAGGAUCAAACGCAGACACCUUUGUGUCCUCCGGGGAACCGGUCCCCAAGCGUCCUUGAAAUGAAUGGGGAAAUAUUCAUACUUGGAAAAGAUAACCACUCUAUAUUUAUAGACACACAAGGAAAUCCAGCUGGUCUGAAGCAAAUGAAAUGGGAGAAUGUUCCUAGGGAUCUAGUGUAUGAUGAGCCCUACCUUGUUGCUCUUUCACCGGAAUCCAUUGAAAUUAGGACAGUUGAACCAUCCCUCAUUGUUCAAACUCAUCUUCUCGAUGAUCCUAAAAUGAUCAUCAGAUGCAAGUCAGGGCUGCUUUAUGCGGCAUCGGGUGCAUUUGUCUGGUGUCUGCAGAAUGUCACAUGGAGUCGACAAAUUCAUUUUUUGCUGGAACAGAAGCAGUUUCAACUCGCCUUAAAAAUUGCAAAUAUAUCUGAUGAAACAUCAGAAGACAAAGCCAAAAAUGUUCAUCAAAUACAGACUUUAUAUGCGUAUGACUUAUUUAAUAAGAAACAAUUCAAGGAAUCCAUGGAGCAAUUCCUUAAGUUAGAAACAAAUCCAUAUGAAGUAGUCAAGCUUUUUCCUAAUCUAUUGCCUCAACAAGAACGUUUGAAAGGGCAGACUGAGGCUGUUGUGAAAUUGGAGGACAUAGACUUGGAAAGUGGCUUACUCGCUCUCAUUGAAUAUCUGACUAAAGUGAGGCUUGCUAAAAAAUCUGAAAAGGAGAAAAAAGACAAAGAAUUCUCCGAAAGAGAGAAGAAGAGAAUGAGAAAACUAACACCCGAGGAAGAGGUUAAAAUUGAUGCCGAAAACAAGGUGUAUGAUCAGUUUUGUAAGGCAACUGAACAACUUUUCCAAAUAAUUGACACGACAUUACUAAAAUGUUACCUACAGACCAAUGAUGCAUUUGUUGCUCCUCUCCUUCGAUUGAAUCACUGCCAUUUGGGAGAAGCAGAGAAAAUGCUCAAGAAGCAUGAGAAAAACAGUGAAUUAAUAAUCUUGUAUCAAACAAAGGGCCUUCACAAAAAGGCACUCGAAUUAUUGCAAAAGCAAUCCACUCAACAAGACCCAUCACUGCAGGGUCAUUAUAGAACAGUGUUGUACCUUCAAAAUCUUGGGAGAGAAAACAUAGAACUUAUAUUUCAGUUUGCUGGCUGGGUUCUGGAGGAGCAUCCUAUGGAUGGACUUAGUAUUUUCACUGAGGAAAUGCCGGAAGUGGAGGGCCUACCCAGACCAAAAGUUCUCGACUAUCUUCUCCGUUUACACAAAAAACUAGUCAUCCCUUAUCUUGAACAUGUAAUACAUGUGUGGAAUGACUCCUCCACAAUAUUACAUGAUGCGUUGGUUCAUCAGUAUCGGGAACAAGCCAUUUCUCUUUUCACUGCGGGUAAAUUAUCGGAAGAGAAAGAAGUGCGUGCCAAGCUAUUAGCUUUCCUUGAAGUUUCAAAGAACUAUUCUCCUGAGAAUGCUCUGGUGCAGUUCCCAUAUGAUAGUAUGUUUGAAGAGAGAGCAGUGAUCCUGGGAAAGCUCGGAAAACAUGAACAGGUUCUGUCCAUCUAUGUGAUGAUGCUUGGGGAUGUGAAUCGGGCCAUCCAAUACUGUCAUGAAGUUUACAGCAACCAAAAGGAAGGGGCAGAUGAAGUUUAUGUACUAUUGAUUAAAAUGUUGAUAAGUCCUCCAGACAGUUGGCUCAGGGGUGUUCCAGUGUCUCCUGCAACAUCAAAGCCAGAUUUAGAAACUGCUUUAAGUCUGCUAGAAGAACACGCUGCCAAGAUUCAGCCUAUUCAAGCACUUGAGGUGUUGCCUGACACUGUCCCAAUAUGCAGGAUUCGUCAUUUUCUUGAGAAAAGUCUUCAAAAGCAAUUGAAUGAAAGACGGCACAUUCUUGUUCUUAAAGGAUUAACAUUUGCUGAGAAUCUCCAGGCUCAAGAACAAAGAAUGCAUUAUUUUGAGUCCAAAAUCACAAGCAUAACAGAGUUGAAUGUUUGCUCUGUGUGCAAAAAGCGAUUUGGCAAUCAAAGUGCUUUUGCUCGCUACCCGGAUGGUGAUGUAGUGCACUAUCACUGCCAAGAUCGUAAAGCUCAACAGUGACAAUAUUUACAUGCUGAAGCCAGUGCCAAUAUCACGGCCAACAAAUCUCUUACUAGUGUGUAAGUCCUUUUGUUUGUUUUUAGUUUUUCUGCAAAAGUGUAUGUAGCCAUGUUAAAACUUGCUAGUCCUAUAAAGAAAACAAAAAGAAUCUGAAUCACUUAAGAAAGUGAAAAUCCUAUUUUUCUUUAUACAUGUUUCAGAUUGAGUCCUUACACACUUGGACUCUAUUGAAUUAGUGAGCUCAAUUUUUCCAAGUUUUAUACUUUGUGAGCUUUUUUGGCAAUACAAGUUAUCAAUCUGUUUUUAGUGUUAACAUGUCAAGUGCCUGUGUACUUUAUUACAUAUAUCCAUUCAAAUUAUAUAUUUUAUAAUUUUUGCUUCAAUAUGCUCCUUAUAACAACAGUUGUGUGAUAAUCAAAUGUGGUGAUCCGUUGUUUCUCUUUACUUGUUAGUCUUUGAAUGUUUUAUGUGGGGGAAUCCAGAUACCAUACUUGUUGUUUUAUAUGAGUUUCUGUAAGGCUUUUUUGAUACUAUGAUUCUACAUCUCUGCUGGACAGACAUUAAGGAUUAGAGGAACUGAUUCGUCAUAUUACAUAGUGAAUUCAAUUAAUUUCUACAUUUUUCCACAUCCUUGACCCUGCAGCUUUUAUUUAUAGACGGGAUGCUUGUCUCCAUGUAUACAGUUUUCUCACCUGAAAUCAAACGAUGUAUUUUCAGAAGUUUUGUAUGCACUGUUUGUAAACAAAAAUUAUGAUUACUAUUUGAUAUCAAAAUGCUUCUGAGGAGUGUGUCUGACUCACAAUAUCCUUUUUUUUUUUUUUUUUUUGUUUGGUCGAGGUGAUAAUGUCUGUGAUAUAAUUUUAAAGUUGACUUGUUAUGCUAUUAGAAUAUUAUCUCUGUAAUUGGUGGUUACUUCCUUUACUUUCUAAAAUAAUAUUCAACAAGAAAAUUCUUCUAAUAAACGUGUUGCUUUGUUCUAAAUUUCUCAUCACUUGUAAUAAUUUUUGAGCUGAACUGAAGGUUGUUUUUUUUUGUGUUGUUGUUGUCCAAGAAGUUCUUGACAUUGCAAAAAAAAAAAUCUGAAGUUGUGUCUUUGAUGACUGAUAUUUUAAUUGAAGUGCAUGUAUAUUUUUGCUAAUCCUGCUUGUUUCUGACUGUAUUUCUAUGUGUGGCCUUCUUUCACUUCCACAGACGCCACUCUUGAUCAUUUUUAUUGUAGUUUCUACCUAUUUUUUCAUCACGUGUUGUGUAAUUUAUCACCUGUCACAACACUGCCUAUGUCAAAGAUAUGCUUUCAGAACUGUUCAAAUCUUUUCUUGUCUUGUGAACUGUUCUUGAAACUGAAAAUAAAGUAAAAUUAAUCGGGACCCGAA
This is a messenger RNA of Thrips palmi, 4433 nucleotides long. RefSeq names its product vam6/Vps39-like protein (gene Vps39). The record is from RefSeq and is a predicted model, not a curated record. Gene Ontology annotation, molecular function: protein binding. The transcript has 16 exons. The coding region runs from base 403 to 3060 and encodes 885 amino acids. Gene Ontology annotation, biological process: autophagy; intracellular protein transport; endosomal vesicle fusion. NCBI's taxonomy places the organism in Eukaryota, Metazoa, Arthropoda, Insecta, Thysanoptera, Thripidae. Gene Ontology annotation, cellular component: membrane; cytoplasm.